Molecule: messenger RNA, 2373 nt
Organism: Gossypium raimondii (Peruvian cotton)
Lineage: Eukaryota; Viridiplantae; Streptophyta; Magnoliopsida; Malvales; Malvaceae
Product: growth-regulating factor 1
Exons: 4
Coding region: 216-2030 (604 amino acids)
Biological process (GO): DNA-templated transcription; regulation of DNA-templated transcription; developmental process
Cellular component (GO): nucleus
Molecular function (GO): ATP binding
Source: RefSeq, a predicted model, not a curated record
GUCUUCUCAUUGCCUCUCUUUCUCUCUCUAUCUCUUUAUCUCCAAUUAUUUAAUAUUUUCUUUUUUUUUUCUCUUAAAAUAUAUAAAAUCUUUGAAAGAGAACUUGUUUUAAUAUGAACUACUUUCAAGCUGCUGUGCUUUGUAUGAAUGAGAAUAACCCAAUGCUUCAUUUUCUUGAGUGUAGAGUUUUGGUAGUUUGAUUUUUUUUUUGCCAUAUGGAUUUUGGGGUGGUGGGUUUGGAGGGGUUUAUAGGUUCAGAGACUGCAACUGGUUUUUCCUCUCUUGGUUCAGAUCAUCAAGAGACAAACCAAAAGUCGUACGGAUCUGGGGGUUUGUUCAAGCAAGAGAGAUCUUGCAACAAUGAAGAUGAGUUGAGGAGUUCAAAACUGGCCAAAAUUCAUGAUGAUUUUUCAUGCUAUUCAAAGCCAUUGAUGUUCCACCACAGAAAUACUUUAUUGAGAUCCAAUGCCUCUAUCUUCUUUGAUGAACAAGAAGAGCAACAAAUGCUGAGCUUCUCAGCCCCAAAACCAGAUGCUCUUUCAGCGGAUAGAAGCUCCAAAAAUGUCACAUUUCCUCACAUUUACCUCACAGGGUACAACAACGGAGGAUUUAAUGGUGCAAACAUGCAUGGAGUGUGUAAAGGUCCAUACACUCCAUGUCAAUGGAUGGAGCUUGAACACCAGGCUUUGAUCUUCAAGUACAUACUUGCAAAUGUGCCUGUACCUUCUAAUCUUCUCCUCCCUAUAAGAAAAUCCCUUGAUUCUACAGAUUUCUCGAGCUUUUCUGGUGAACUCUUCAGACCCAAUACAUCGAUGGGAUGGGGAGCUUUUCAACUUGGGUUCUCAAACAACACUGAUCCAGAGCCAGGAAGGUGUCGCAGAACCGAUGGAAAGAAAUGGCGGUGCUCGAGAGAUGCUGUUGCUGGCCAGAAGUACUGCGAGCGGCACAUGAACAGAGGUCGCCAUCGUUCAAGAAAGCCUGUGGAAGGCCAACCCAGCCAUUCCGUCACAGCCACUGCCGCCACUACUUCCAAGCUGAUGCCUAAUGUCUCAUCCUCUUCAGCAUCAGCGGUAGGGCCAGUUGGUGGUAGUGGUGAGCCCAACAGCCUCACCAGUGCUCGGCAGAAGUACGAGAAUUUGCAGCUUGGUGGCACAUCUAAUCUUUCUGCUGCAGCUUCACUGAACAGGUCGAUUCUGAAUAAAGACACUGUAGGUGAAAAAAUGCCUUAUAAUGCAGCAGGACUCUCCAUGAUAUCCCCCAAUGGUGACUUAAAAUCUAAAGAAAACCCUUUCUUGAUUCCAAAGCAACCAAUCUCAUACGAAGAGAACUUGAGAAAUGGGUUUGGAGUUGUUUCCUCUGGCGAGCUCAAUCCUUCCCAUAAAAGCUCUUCCAUGAUUAACAGCAGAAAUUUUGGUUCAUCUCAAGAUCUUACUAGUCAAGAAACUGAUUCCCAGCAAUCCUUUCGUCGGUUCAUUGAUGAUCGGCCUAAAAGUCGGUCUCAUUGCUCUGCCAUUUCCUGGCCCGAACUUGAUGUUCAAUCAUACAGGACUCAACUUUCCAUAUCAAUCCCCAUGGCUGCCUCAGAUUUCACGUCCACAACUUCCUCUCCCAACAACGAAAGUUUAACUUCGUCACCUCUCCGAUUAUCUCGUGAGUUCAACCCAAUAAACAUUGGAUUGGGAGUGGGUAAUGUAGUUAAUGAAUCAAACCAGAAGCAAGCAAACUGGAUUCCAGUCUCUUGGGGGACUUCUAUUGGUGGCCCUCUAGGUGAGGCUCUGCACAGUAACGGCAGCACCAUGGUGGACUUAAAGAACUCAUCAAUACUGAACCUAAUGACUGAGAGCUCGGAAAAUAGUCCUCUGGUCGGAUCAUCUCCAACUGGGGUCUUACAAAAGACAACCUUUGCUUCCCUUUCGAAUAGCAGUGCCGGAAGCAGUCCAGAGAAUAACAAGACUCAUGAAGGCGUUAGCCAUUGCAAUGAUCUCCUUGGUUCAAACCUUGUCGAAUCUUCCUCUUUGCCUGCUACAUAGCCAUUUCAACUAUUGGGAAGCCCCUAGGCUGUUGCAGAAGAAGGAACAGAAGCACGAGUUUCAUCUGUCGACCAACAUGGAACCAAUUAGUUAUGAAAGCUUAUAUUAUUAUGUUAAUCUCUUAAUUUUCGUACUUUUGUACUUGUCAGCCAUGGUUUGUUCCUAAAUGUUAUAGAUUAAACUAGGUUAUAUCGGAAAAAGAAAGUGGUUGCAGAUGCUGGAUGUUGCAUCUUACACUUUCUUAAUGUUAUUUCCUGAGAGGUAGAAAAUUAUUGUGGAUGCUGAAUUUUGAAUCUUGAACAUGUUGAAAUUUAAAUAGUUGCAUGAACCAAAUUAUGUUAAA